Thermochaetoides thermophila DSM 1495 is the source of this 1062-nucleotide messenger RNA. RefSeq names its product pectate lyase-like protein. Gene Ontology annotation, cellular component: extracellular region. Bases 1 to 1062 code for a protein of 353 amino acids. Gene Ontology annotation, biological process: pectin catabolic process. NCBI's taxonomy places the organism in Eukaryota, Fungi, Ascomycota, Sordariomycetes, Sordariales, Chaetomiaceae. Gene Ontology annotation, molecular function: pectate lyase activity. The transcript is spliced from 2 exons. The record is from RefSeq and is a predicted model, not a curated record.
AUGCAUAAACUCGCCCUUCUCUCCCUUCUUCCAGCCGUCCUGGCCUGCCUCGAUCCCAGCAAGAAUGCCUGCGCAAGCUUCAUGAAUGCCAACAAGGCGACCGCGUCCGCCUUCUGCGCGACCUUCACCCGCAGCUUAGUCACUACCACGCAAGGCCUGCCUGUAUGGGCCACAAACUGCAGCAACAAGCCCAGCUUGCUCUCCAAGAAAUGCAGCUGUUACUUCACGGGUAAUACUGCCCCUCCAACGAUAGUGAAGGCGACGACCGCGGCCGAGGCUCCCACUAUCAAGACUAUGACGGGGCUCAAGGCGACCACUACAAACAAGGCUACCACCCUCCAGACCAGCACGGUUCGGGUCACGGCUGCCCCGUUGGAGGUGACCACUGCUCUGCCCAAGAGCUCUGGCGCCGUGUCAACCUCGGCGGCAAUUACCGUCAAGGCCGGCCAGACCUUCGACGGCGGCAUGAAGAACUAUGACCGGUGGCCCCGCGUCUGCCAAGAACAAAAAGAAACGGGCGAAGCGGACGCAAUGUUCGUCCUCGAAGACGGCGCAACCCUGCAAAACGUGAUCAUCGGCCCAAACCAAGCCGAAGGCGUGCACUGCAAGGGCCGGUGCAACAUCAUCAAUGUGUGGUGGCAAGACGUGUGUGAAGAUGCCAUCACCCUCAAGCAGUCCUCGGGCACCUCCAACAUCAUCGGCGGUGGCGCGUUCAAGGCCUCCGACAAGAUCGUUCAGUUCAAUGGGUUCGGCACGGUCAACAUUAGGAACUUCUACGCGAAGGACUACGGCAAGGUCGCACGCAGCUGCGGUAACUGCAAGACUAACGGCAAAGGGUCACGGCACAUCGUGCUGGAGAAUAUUAAGGCAGUUGAUGGCGGUGUCCUGUGUGGGAUUAACACCAAUUAUGGGGAUACCUGCACGAUAAAGAGCAGCUGCCAGAAAAAGAAUAAGACCUGUGACCGGUUCACAGGGAAUAAUAGUGGGAAGGAGCCAAACAAGAUUGGAAGUGGUGCUGAUGGGCAGUAUUGCAAGGUUAGUUCGUUUGUCACGAGCUGCUGA